GAUCCACCAAUGAACCUGACCAUAACUGACAUCACGGUUGACGGUUUCAAGGUCACGUGGUCUCCAUCCCCACACCCUGACCUUCAGGGGUACCGUGUGGUGGUGUCCGAGCUGGACCUGACGACAGCUGUCAAUCAGAGCACGGGUCAGACAUAUCUUCAGGUGGUGGGACUGACACUGGACACUGAUUACAUCAUCAGGGUGACGGUGUCGGUCCUGCCUGAUGGUCGCUGGGCACAGAGCAACGCGACAACGACAGAGGCAACCACAAGAACGGUCUCCUCUACUGACCUGGAGUUCGUUCCUGUGACCGAGACGACGACCUCGCUGAGGUUCACCUGGGUGCCCCCUGAUGCGGUCGUGACCGGAUACCGCGUCAUGUACGGACAGGUGGCGGCGACAGAACAGCUCAUCCCCUCUCCAGGUCCAGGAGAUACAUCUGCUGUCAUUGACGGCCUCCAGCCCGCUGUGAUGUACAAGGUGGAGAUCAUCACCAUCGGAGUUCGCUAUGAAAGUCUGCCUCUAGUCGGCCAGAAUGAGACUGAGCCCGACGAAUGUGCGACAGAGAACGGUCGGUGUGACCAGAUCUGCACCAACGUCCCCGGGAGCUACAGGUGCUUCUGUCUACAGGGCUUCGUGCUUAAGGAAGAUGCCUACGGCUGUCGAGCUGUGGAUUCACCAAUUGACCUGGCUGUAACUGACAUUACGGACGAAGGGUUCAAGGUCACGUGGUCUCCAUCCCCUGACCCUAACCUUCAGGGGUACCGUGUGGUGGUGUCCGAGCUGGACCUGACGACAGCUGUCAAUCAGAGCACUGACGAUGCGUGGUUUCCGGUGGUCGGCCUGGUACCGGAGACUGCUUACAUCAUCAGGGUGACGGCCCUGUUCUCUUCAGGUGGUUGGAGGUCACAGAGCGAGGCGACAGUGAUACGGGCAAUUACAGGUAGGGAGACCGCCACACCAACCACAAUUCCUGCUGCUACAACCCAGCAGACAAGCCGGAUGACCAUCCGCCUUUCCACCAAACCUGAAACCUCGACUGUAUGGGAAGCUGGGUCGGACGAGGAAGCAUCUGAUGACGGAACCACAGAGACCAUCAGCAGGCCGCCGGGCGGCAACAAGGCAACGUCAGCUGAUCGGGCACUUGUUAUCAGUCUGGAGAGCAUCUAUGCAGAAUCCGUCGGCUCAAGCCCACAGGAUGUGCUCCAGAUUCUGGCUCAGGCUGCAGAUGUCUCAGGAGAUGAUGUUGUGUUGGGGCAGCCGAUAUCAGCUGCUGAGGAAAAGGCGCAGGACAUAAUCAUGGGUGUUCUGAAGUCCAUCACCAGCAAACUGGACCAGCUGGACAUGUCUGACCCGUUGACUGUCCAGUCUGUGGGAGGAGCUCUGGUGGAGUCUGUUAGUUCUCUGCUUGAGGAACCAGAGAGAGAUGAAGAAGAGGCUGAUGUGAAGCUCACCUCUGAUCUGGAAGAGGACCAGAGUCUCUCUCCAAAGGAGCGCUUUCAAAAGGCGGAAGAAAAGAAGCAGGAGAAUCAAGCCAAGAGACGAAAAUUUGUCCUGGAAGCCCGCCAGGUCCUGCACGGUCUGUUCAACGCCAUCAUCGGUGCAAUGAGGCCAGGAGCCCCGGCGGUCAUCAUCGAGAGGGGCGGCAUCACGCUACAUGCCCAGAAGAUCUGGGGCGACCGGUUUGGAGGCCAGGUCGUCCAGACGGAGGAUGGGAGCUUCCAACUUCCGUCUAGAGCAGCGCUUUUCGCGGACUAUACGCCGCACAGCGUCGCUAUAGAGUUCAUGCAGUUUCAACAGAACCAUUUUACCUGGGGGCGCGGGGAGUACCAACCACAUUCGUCUGUCAUGGAGCUGUCACUCCAACAGAACAACAUCCCCGCGGCCUUCAACAACCUGACGGAAGACUUCAUUAUCACCAUUCCGGCCAAAUCCGCAAACAAACCAGCAACAACAACCGUCACCAUCCUUGCCCAAGGAAACGGAAGUUCCAGUAACCAUUUGCUGAACCUCACCAAUGCCGCAGAAGGCUUCCUUGUCACAAUCACCCCGCUGAACACCAGUGUGGUUUACCGUGUGUCAGGCAGGUACGGCGGCCGCCCUGAUGACCAAAACUACAACAUGUCCACAGAGACGUACGUCCUACCCGAGGAGUGUGCCUUGAUGAAAACUCUGAGUGGUGAGGAAGACACACAGAAGACAGAGGUUAGAAUGUUCAUCUCGGGAGAGGAUGGUCCUGUGGAUUACUACAUCAAGGUCCAAAUACUUGGACCAGUGACGGAGUGUGGCAUUGAGAACAGACCCGAAGUGAAGGAACCACACGCCACUGACUUCUACGCCUACCGGAUGGAAUGGGCCCGUUUGGGCUGUGUCUUCUGGAGCGAGACGCAGGAAGCCUGGAGACCGGACGGCUGCUCGAUAAGCGAGCAGUCCGGCAUUAAUAGCACUAUCUGUCACUGCAACCAUCUGACAGCCUUCGGGAGUGACUUCGCCACACCGCCGAACACCAUCGUGUUUGAGGCGUUGAACUUCAGGGAUCUUGUAGACAACGGUGCCGUCCUGGCAACCAUCAUUGUAGGGCUCUGUCUCUACUCGCUCAUAUCAGUCGUGAUCAAGAUCGCUGAGCGCACAGGAAAAAGGAAGGUAAGUGGGCCUGUAAGGUUGGACAACCUUCAGGGCAACUUCAAGUACCGCCUCCUUAUCUGGACAGGUGCAGCUAAGCAUGCUGGGACAGAGUCCAAAAUUGCCUUCAAGCUGUUCGGAGAUGCAGCAAACUCUGGUGUGAGACUGGUCGACAUCACAGAGAAGAUUUUCACCCAAACCAGCCAGGUGACCCUGACCUUCAGCACAGCAGAACAGCUGGGUAAGGUGGAGCUGCUGCAGCUCAUGCACGACAACAGUGGGGAGGGCAGCCGCGCAUCGUGGCACGUGGACCGAGCAGCCGUGCAGGAUCUCACCACAGGCAAACUGUUCUACUUCUUCUGCAACGAGUGGCUAGCAGCCGACCGCGGGGACGGGCAGGUCGUGAAGACCUUUCCUGUCGCCUCUGAGGAGGACUUGCAAUCCUUCGGGUUCCUGUUCCCGGCAAGUCUACGGUCUACCAUGGUUGACCAACAUCUCUUUCUGUCCGUCGCUUUCAGGCCUGAAGAUAGCACGUUCACCCGCUUCGAGAGGCUUGGCUGCUGCCUGAGUUUCUUCGCAGUGUCCAUGGUGUGCAGUGCCAUGUGGCUGAGGGAAGAAGUAGAAACCGAGGUCGUGCAGGCCUUCAGCCUGGGGCCGUUCUCCUUCACUUUGAACGGAGUCUACACGGGAUUCAUGGCCAGCAUCACCUGCCUUCCCGUUAUGACAGCGAUUGUCCUGCUGUUCCAGUACAGCCGGCCAAGCAGCAAGGGCAACCGCCGCGUGCGAGACGUGGAGAUGGGCGGCCCACCCGAGGCACCCACGCAGACGGAUCUAGCCAAGCGCCUGCCACACGGGUUCAAGUACGUGGCCUGGGUGCUGGUGGUGCUGUCUUUCCUGGGAUCGGCUGUCUUCAUCACGCUGUAUAGCUUGCAGUGGGGCAAGGACAAGACAGAGAGGUGGCUAACUGUGUUCGUCAUCACCUUUCUGGUGGACAACUUUUUUCGGCAGCCACCGAAGAUAUUUCUUUUUGCCAUCUUGACUUCAUCCUUUCGCAAGAGUCAAGCCGUUGAGAAGAUUUUUGAAGAGAAACGAGACCCCGUUUGGAUAGAAGCCAAUGCUGUGUCAGGCUUCAACUGUGAUGCCUUUCGCAUGAGGAGAAAGAUGGAGCAACUUUCAAUGACGUCUCUUAUCAACAUCAAACAAGCAAGGAGGAAGCAGCACAUGGACGGACGAUUUUGGGAAAUCUUUCGGGACAUCAUGUGUUUCUGCUGCUGUGUGCUGCUUGUCAUCAGUAUCGCCAACGAACACCACAACAUCACCCAGGCCUUCUAUCAGACACAGAGCACAACCAACACCUUUGUGCAGUCCUUAGACAAGGUACAUGAUGCUGAUGCCUUCUGGUCCUGGCUGAACGGGACCGCUCUGGAGAACUUCUACCCAGAGACUUCCUACAAUGACGACAAGCUUCGCUGGCAGGACAAGGGCUUCACAGCAGAUAUGCAGUCGGUACUGGUCGCCCCGCCUAGCAUGAUCCAAGCCCGAGUAAAGUCAGGGCUGUGCACAGUGCCAGUAAAAAUGCAGAAGUCGUUUGACGAAUGUUCAUCAGGGUACGCUGAAAAUACAAAGGAGACCGGGGCGUUUCAGAAGGGUUGGGAAAGGGUCUGGAAUACGUCAGCGAUGGAGUCAGAAGCCCCUGGAUGGACCCACCUCCCCAGUGCAUACCCCAGUCUCCCCAUCUACGGUGUGACGACACGGUACUGGGGAGACGGCUUCGGGCUGAACCUGGGAAAAUCUGCAGACGAGAUGCGCAGCAUCCUGGCCGAGCUGAAGGCUAACCGUUGGAUCGACAAGCGAACGAGGGCCAUCUUCUUAGAAGCGUUGCUCUACGACGGAAACCUGGAUCUGUUCACAUCGCUGACGAUGGUGUUUGAAUUCUCCGAGACGGCCGGAGUUUUCACCCAUCAUCGCGUGCAGGCCUUCCGACUUCAUCAACGGCCGGGGACCAUCGGGUACAUCUACGUCCUGCUGGAAAUCAUUUACGUUAUCAUUCUCCUCUACACACUCUGGAAAGAGAUGAAUACUGCUCGUGCAGCCGGCUUGGCCUACCUGAGGGAGCCAUGGAAUAUUGUCGAAAUCUUCAAUUUCUUCUUGGCAUUCACUGUCAUCACUUUGUACGGCUUCAAGAGAACCUAUAGCUUCAAGGGUCUGGCAACGAUCAAUGUUGGGAAAGAUGAUGUCCACUAUUUCCAAUCUGCGGUGAACGUAAGCCUGGCUUUCGGCUGGUUCCUGGCCUUUCUGACGUUUGUCACCAUGUUGAAGUUCCUCCGGCUGCUGAGGUUCAACCCAUUCCUUGCCAAGCUGAUGUCCGUGCUCCGAGGGAUGAAGGUGGAGUUCGCUUACUUCGCAAUCUACCUCUUCCUCUAUCAGGCAGCAUUCGGCGUCUGUGCUCAUCUCCUGUUCGGCCUUACUGUGACCGACUACAGCACCAUCAGCAAGUCCUUCUCCACCCUGUUCCAGAUGUCUCUUGGAAACUUCUACUACCACGAGCUGCGGGAGGCAGCCCCCAUCCUCGGCACCAUCUACUUCAUCGCUUUCAUUUGCAACAUCUUCCUGGUGCUGAUGAACAUUGCUAUGGCUAUCAUCGACAGCGCCCUUCCCAAUGCGCGGAACCAUAACAUGUCAGAGGUGGACGAGUACUUCACCCAGGGGUUGUGGGAACGCUUCACGGCCUUCUUCGGCUUCUGGGAAGUGCCCGUCACAGAUAACAACUACUUGGACACUCUUCAUGACAGCCUGGUCGAGGUGGAGAUUAAAGUGGAGAAACUGUGGCUGCAGAGGCAGUUGCUCUUUAACCUCAAGAUGAAGGACGUAGACCUCCCCACAGAGCCUGAGUUUGUUCCGACUGUCAAAGAUGUUCCCGAUGCUGCAGCAGUGCAACUUCAUGUCCCCAAAAGAGGCUGCCGCAUCAUCGCGGUUCGUCUUGCAUCCCAGAAUAACCGCACAGACGACAGCAGUCAAGCGAUCUGCUCCGACAGCAAGGCGCCAGUGGUGGUGGCAUCCGGGUCUCUGCCAAAUGUCACUCAGGAAAGCCACCAAACCAAGCAAGCCAUGGAGUCCAUCCUAUCCAAUGAGGAAAAAAGUGGCAAGAAGUCUGUCAACAGAUGUCAAAUUGCUCUGUAUCAAGUGGGGAGGCCAAGUGUCAACUUGAGUGCUGGUGACAAGGUGGCCCUGACAAGCGACGAGAUGCUGACAGACGACCACAUCCAGGCUGCCCAGAGACUGCUCCACCACCAUUACCCGGCACUCCAAGGCCUGGAAGACCCUGUAGUUGGUCUCUGUGAGGAUGGAUUUGCCAAUAUGACAGGAAGGGGGCUACAAAUCCACCACAACAGCAGAAAGCACUGGGUUCUGUCCUGUUACACAGACGGACAGGUGCGCCUGUAUGACAGCCUCGGCGCCGCCAUGACCACAUCUCUGCAGAUUCAGCUUUACCAGUCUUACGGCGCGUUUGCCGACCAAGAGAGGAACGUCCUGACCAUCAUCCUACCAGAGGUACAGCGUCAGAAGAAUGUCGUUGAUUGUGGGAUGUUUGCCAUCGCCUGGGCAGUCGACAUCGCAGAGGGGCGAGACGUGAGCAGCAUUGCGUAUGACGACAGGAAGAUGAGGAGCCAUUUGGUGAUGUGCUUCAAACAAGGGAGGCUCACACGGUUUCCUCAUCUAAGCAGCCACAGGAAGAAAGUCGGUCUAACCAGGGUCAGCAGAAUCUCACUGGUUUGCCGCUGCAAGCAGGAGGAGGGUCUGGGAAGGGUGGAGGCGUGCAGGGCAUGCCAGAGGAUCUUUCACGUCAGCUGCCUGCCAGUCAGCCCUCCUAGUGAUGGCACAUGGGCAUGUGAAGACUGUUCCGUGAAAAGUACAAAAUGCACUAUAAUGUGUAAUAUGUGA
Messenger RNA from Branchiostoma belcheri (Belcher's lancelet), 6564 nucleotides. RefSeq names its product polycystic kidney disease protein 1-like 2. Gene Ontology annotation, molecular function: calcium channel activity; calcium ion binding; protein binding. Gene Ontology annotation, biological process: detection of mechanical stimulus. Lineage: Eukaryota; Metazoa; Chordata; Leptocardii; Amphioxiformes; Branchiostomatidae. The transcript has 26 exons. Bases 10 to 6564 code for a protein of 2184 amino acids. Gene Ontology annotation, cellular component: membrane. The record is from RefSeq and is a predicted model, not a curated record.